AUGCACGCGCUGCUAAACCAUAUCGCUGAGAAGGUGAAGUGCAACAAGGAUGCCCACGCACGUGCGAUGUCAGUGUUUCACAAUCGCUUCGAAUUUAUUGAGCUAUUCUUGAAUCAUCGACUUCGUGUAGUACAGCAGCAUCGGGCGCUUUCGAAACUUCUGGACAACACGAGUGCGCGAGCGGCACAAGGUGGUACUCUAAACGAAGCAGUUGUGACCAUCGACUUCAAGAUGAAAAUUGACCAUAUCUGCCACCGUAAAAAACACGGGAACAUUAUGAAGAAAAAAGUCUACUUCAAGCACACAGCUGAGUCAGAUAAGACAGGAUAA
Molecule: messenger RNA, 330 nt
Organism: Phytophthora infestans T30-4
Lineage: Eukaryota; Oomycota; Peronosporomycetes; Peronosporales; Peronosporaceae
Exons: 2
Coding region: 1-330 (109 amino acids)
Source: RefSeq, a predicted model, not a curated record